GAGGCAGAACCAGGCGGAGCCGGACGGGGAAGCCCCAGGCUCGCGCCGGCCGCGCGCGCCCUAAUCGGGAAAGGGCCGGACAGAGCAGGAUAGCGCGCGCGCGCGCGCGCGCAGGCGCGGGGCCACGCACACCGGAGGGCCCCCCCCGCCCCCCCCGCCAACGCCGGCCAGAGCCUGCUGCCGCGUUCGCUCCAGGUGGUACGGAACCUAGGUUGGCCUUCUCUACCCUGGGCAGCCUCUGACCCGGAAGGGGAGCGGGGAAAGAGGCUGUGCCCCUCUUGGUUAACGAGCUUCGGAGGUUGCGGCGGGUUAGUGACAGGCGCGCGCUUAGCGAUCGCCUGUGCCACUUUGCUCGGGAGCAGUCGAACGAACUAGCGCCCGGUGAGUACCUGCCUGACUCCGCCGCUCCCCGCCACACAGACUCGCUGGGGCCUGGAGGUGUUUCCAGAGUGUUCCUGCGCUGGAGCCUGAGCCCGGCUGUGUCUUGAAGACGUGAUUUUCAAAGCUAAUUAUGAAAACAUUUGUCAUUGGAAUCAGUGGUGUGACAAAUGGUGGGAAGACAACACUGGCUAAGAAUUUGCAGAAACACCUUCCAAACUGCAGUGUCCUAUCUCAGGAUGAUUUUUUUAAGCCAGAGUCUGAGAUAGAGACAGAUGAAAAUGGAUUUCUGCAGUAUGAUGUGCUCGAAGCGCUUAACAUGGAGGAAAUGAUGUCCGCCAUCUCCUGCUGGAUGGAAAACCCAACACAGUCUCUGGCAUCAACACAUGAGGAAAACAUUAAGGAAAUUCCCAUCUUAAUUAUUGAAGGUUUCCUUCUCUUCCAUUAUAAGCCCCUUGACACUAUAUGGAAUAGACGCUAUUUUCUGACAAUUCCGUAUGAAGAAUGUAAACGGAGGAGGAGUACAAGGGUCUACAAGCCUCCAGACGCCCCAGGGUACUUUGAUGGCCACGUGUGGCCCAUGUACCUAAAGCACAAAAAAGAAAUGGAGAAUGUCUCAUGGGAAAUUGUUUAUCUAGAUGGAACAAAAUCUGAGGAAGACCUCUUUUCACAAGUAUAUGAAGAUCUAAUACAAGAACUAGCAAAACAAAAGGGUGUGCAAGUGACAGUAUAAAGUUGGAAUGGACUGAAACCUUCCUGGAGUGAACUGGAAAAUUCAAAGGAAUCUAUUCAAGUACCAUAACCAAGAUACAUUUUGCACUUUGGUACAAUGACAGUCUGUUGUUUUGUUUGUUUGUUCUGUCACACAUGAUUUCUUUAACAUAUGGAACAGUAAGUGGCUAUCCAUGAUAAUGGACAGAAAUUUACCCUAAUGCUGUUCUCACACCAAGAAGUGCACAGAUACAGCAUAGCGCCAAAGACUGAGUCAUUUCACUACACUAAUGAUUUUCAAACUUCUAUGAAUGGGACCCAAAGGAAAAAAGAAGAUGUAGAUCACAAUCCAGUAUAUAUGUAAUCUAAUGAUGUGUGUGUGUGUGUGGAUGAGUCUAUAUAUGUAUGCAUAUGUGUCUGUAUUUGUUGCAUGCAUCAUAUCAAUUAUCAUAUAACAUUUACCUCACAUACAGUUUACUCUUUAUAUUUUUCUAUUUUUAAUUUUUUAAAAAUAUUUGUUACCAUCCCAUACCGAUGCCCACCUCCUGCAAAUAAUGGGAUUACCAGGAGUAGCAAUCAUAUUGAAUAAAUCAACAAUUUGCAAUGGUA
This is a messenger RNA of Bubalus bubalis (water buffalo), 1698 nucleotides long. RefSeq names its product nicotinamide riboside kinase 1 (gene NMRK1). Lineage: Eukaryota; Metazoa; Chordata; Mammalia; Artiodactyla; Bovidae. The record is from RefSeq and is a predicted model, not a curated record. The transcript is spliced from 9 exons. Bases 512 to 1111 code for a protein of 199 amino acids. Gene Ontology annotation, cellular component: cytoplasm.